Molecule: messenger RNA, 1185 nt
Organism: Rasamsonia emersonii CBS 393.64
Lineage: Eukaryota; Fungi; Ascomycota; Eurotiomycetes; Eurotiales; Trichocomaceae
Exons: 3
Coding region: 1-1185 (394 amino acids)
Source: RefSeq, a predicted model, not a curated record
AUGGCCACCACCACGACGAUGUCCGACGGCGACACGCUGUCGACGCGCCUGGCGCGUUUCGAGCAGGCGAUGGAGUCUGUCUAUGGCAGCUUCGAGAGCAUCACCGACCCGGCGCAGUGGACGCCUCCGCCCAAGUCCGGCGGUCAUCGCGGCCGCUACCUGUGGACGGACGCCUUUGGCGUGAUCAACUUCGUGACGCUGCAUCAGGAACGCUCCAAAGCCACCCCGGCCGGCAGCAGCAACGACGUCUCGGACAAGUACCUGGUUCUCGCCCGGCGGCUGGUCGAAACGGUGCACGACGUCCUCGGCCGCACCCGCGAUGGCCGCAGCCGGCUGCCCGGGGCGACGGAUGAGAAUCCGCUCGGAGGCGGGCUGCGCAUUGGCAAGAUGGACGAGUCGGGCCCGGACGGCGACGGCCAGUACCAUCACUACUUGACCAUCUGGAUGUUCGCGCUCAACCGGCUGUCGCUGGCCACGGGCGACCCGACGUACAACCGGCAGGCCGUCGCCCUGGCCAAAGCCAUCCACCCCCGGUUCUUCGUCAACCGGCAGUCGACGCGGCCGCGGAUGGUCUGGAAGAUGUCGAUGGAUCUGUCGACGCCGCUGGUGCCGUCCGAGGGCAACCUCGACCCCAUCGACGGCUAUGUCAUCUUCCGGCUCCUCCAGGCGUCGGCCCAGGAGACGGGCGAUGGCAAGGUCCUGGACGAGGAGAUCGGCGACUACAAGAGGGUGAUGGAGCGAAAGGGCGAGCACUUCGUGUCCAGCGACCCGCUCGAUCUGGGCAUGACCCUGUGGACAGCGCACUGGUUCUCGGAGAAGGAGGGCUGGGCUACCCGGCUUGCAGGAAGAUGCUUUGAACAAAUCUACGAAUUGUUCGAGAUCGACCGUUACCUGGACCGAAGCAUCAAGUACCGUCUGGCGUUCCGUGAAUUCGGGACGUGCCUAGGCAUCGGCUGCCACUCGGAGCAGAGGUCGGAGAAGGAACGCUCCAUUGAUCUCAAGACAUAUGCAGACGCCAUCAUUGCAUCCUGGGAACCGUACAUAACAAAGUCCAUCUCCAAAGACGAGACCAAGUUGACUGCCGAUGACCUUCGCCCGAUCACCAGGGUCAUGUAUGCCUCGGCCUUGAUUCCCGGAGCAUUCUGCAUGGGUUAUCUCGGAUCGGAACCUAAAACAAGUCCUUGA